Molecule: messenger RNA, 3018 nt
Organism: Cinara cedri
Lineage: Eukaryota; Metazoa; Arthropoda; Insecta; Hemiptera; Aphididae
Source: the annotation of a GenBank genome assembly
AUGGAUACGUCUACUCAAUAUAGCAUGCGUUGGGAUGAUUUUUCAUCCCAUUUUACCAGUGAAUUUGAGUCUUUACGUAAUGAUGAACAAUUUGUUGAUGUUACAUUAUGUUGUGAUGAUCGAUUUAUUAAAGCACAUAAAGUUAUUUUGUCUGCAUGCAGUCCUUAUUUUAAAAAAAUACUGAUGGUAAAUUUCACAUUUAAUUUGUUUUAUUUAAAUAACCUAGUUUUUAUAGAAUUAUAUUAUUUUGAAUUAUAUGUAUUAAUGUGUAUAGAUGAAUCCGUCAAAACAUGUUACAGUCAUUAUGCACAAUGUGGAAUAUGAGCUUAUGAAGACGUUAGUUGAUUUUAUGUAUUUGGGUGAAGUUCUCAUAAAUCAAAAUAACGUUGAGAGAUUUUUUAAAUUAGCUAAAACAUUCAACAUACAAGGAUUCCAAAAUGGUUUCAAUAAAAAUGAAGUUAGUUUUAAAUUCAAAAUAUUACAAUAUAUACAUAUAUAACUAUAUUUUACCAGACUAAACAGUUUUCAUUUUUAUAUUAAUACCUGCCUACCUUGUUUACAAUACUUUAUUCAUGACGUGUAUACCAGUGUGGUUAUAUAUUAUGUAUAUUUAGUUAAAAUUAAACACAAUAAAUAUAUCUUCACAAAGAUCAUGGUAUACUAUUAAAAAAAUAGAUCUCAAAACCAAACUCAAAAAUAGAUGAAAUUCUUUUUGUAUGAAUAUUAAAAUUGCAUGUUUCAAUAUUGCAUUAUAUUUUAUAAUACAAAUUUAUUAUAUAAUUUAUAGAAUUAUAAAUAUUAUUAAAUAAUAUUUGUUUUUUGGUUUUGUUGCUUGUAAUUUUAUGGACAAAACUUUAUUUUUCUGUAAAUCUGAAAUCUUAUUGAAUGUGCACAAUAACGUUUUAAAUAAUAUAUUACUUUAAAUUAAACUUCAAUUAUUUAUUUAAAACAAAUAACUGUGUGUUAAUAAAAUAUUUAUAUUGCAAUGUAUAUAAUAUAUACAGUGAAAUAUACUUUAACAGCCACUUCCAAAAAGCGGGUUUUUUUUUUGUGAGCUGGUACAUUUUCACUACUUAUUCAUUGAUAAACCUCUAUAUAACAGAUACUUAAAUGACAGUUAAACUAUUAAUUUUUAUUAAUUCUAUCUUAAACUAAGAAUAAUUAUAGAAUAUCUAGAUAAAUGUUUACACUCAAAGGUUAUAUUUGAUCACAUUUACUCGUAAUUAAACUUAUUUGUCCAGUUGUUGAAAUUUUAUCACAUAGGAGAAAUUUUGUUUUCUUAUUUAUGUUAUAUUUAAGUUGUCCUGUUUGUAUUUAGUUUUGUAUUUGAUUUAUUUUUUCCCUCUGAUAGUAGACAAUUUUUUAAUGACUAAUGGUGUCCAGUAUUUAGAGAUUUUACUGUAUAUACAUUAUAUACUUACACAUAUCUUCAGUAGCAAGGAAGGCUAAAUUAGAUUAUUUUUUCUGUAUGUAAUGCACAUUUUUAUAUAUUUUUUAAAAUAUAAAACUGAUUAGCAAUUUUUCUCUGGGCCAAAGAUAUACAAGAUUUAACUCAAAGAUCUGACAUUUGAGAUACCUUUUGUUUUGUUUAAUAUUUAAUAUUUUUUUUCUUGAAAUAAUUUUUAGUUUUGUACUAUGGUUUCUAUAUUUUAUUUUUAAACUAAAAAAUUGUUUCUCUGAACAUAUUUUUAAAGCAUAUUGUUGGUGUUAAAAAUAUUUACUAAUGAUAAAUCAAAAUUUCUACAAUUUUUUGAAGAUUACAAAUACAAAUAAAAUUAUUUUUCAUGGAAAAAUUAUUGAAUUAAUUCAUAUUAUUUUAAUAGUGGAAAUUAAAACAAUUUUAGUUAUUGUAAACAAAUUAUAGAAAAUGAUUCAUUUGUUUAUUUGUAACAAAAAUAAUAUUUUUAAAAUAAUUUUUGAAUUUUGUAACAAUUUUUUAGUUUUGAAAAAUAUAUAUAAAAUUGAGGAAUUACAGUGCAAAGCUCUUAUAAUCAUAACAAGAAAAAAAUAAUAGAAAUAAUUGUACAAAACAAAAGUUAUUUCUGGUGUUCAUUCCUUGUUUCAUAGUCUCUACGUAUAUAUAUAUGUAUUUUGUUAGCAAUAAAUAAUAAACAGUUAUAAAUUGUUCAAUAAUUAUGUUAAAAAAAAUAUGUAUUAAGUAAGAUUAAAACCUUAAAAAUGUUAAUUAUAUUUGUUAACUUUAAAACAUUAUUUAUUAUUUACAAAAAAUAAUAAAACAAUCUCUCUAGAAUUGUGUUAACAUAAUUUUAAGUGGGGGCUAAUGACCCUCCAAAAAUUGCUACUAUGGGUUUCAUUAUGGUUCCAACAAUUUUGACUACAGAGUGUUUAAAUUUAACAUAUUCAACAAAAUUGUUUCAGAAUUUAAUUUUGCCAUCCUUAUGCGAAAAUGUAGAUCAAGAUGUAUCAAAAUCGGAUGUUAUUGACUCAAUUAAUAAUCAUGAUGAUGGAUUAUUCGUUAAUCAACUUGAUCAACUUAAUCAACUUGUGAAUACUAAUGAUAUUAUUGUAUGUUCUAUUUAUUUAUUUUAUAUAAUUAACUAAAAUAAAUAUUUAAUUUAUUUGUAUACAUUUCAGAAACGUAGGAAAAUAGAAAUAAACUAUUGGCAACAAUCUUCUGAAAUAAAUCUAACAACACAACCUGAAAAACAGAGGGGCCAUUCUUUGGAUCCAAGGCCAUGUCCAGAAUGUGGACGUCAGUAUAGUAGUUUAUCUAAUUUACGACAACACAUUGAGUUAAUUCACAAGCCAGGUUGUGUAGUGUGCCCCAUAUGUGGUAAAACAUUUAAAAAUAAGCUUUAUCUGCGACGUCAUUUUAUUAGUUUUCAUGAAAUGAUGCCAUCCAAAAUACAAAAUACAUCUGACACUGGUACACCUUAUACUUCAAAUUCUUUACACUACCCAUCUGAUCAAAACCAACCAAGAUUACAAAUCAAAGAACAGUCUAAUAGUCAGCAGUUAAAUUCAACUUGUUUUGAUCAAAAUAUACAUCCUCGUUAA